AUGCUCGAGAUGAUACCCAUCCUUCAUGCACUCCACCUGACAAUUUCCAAGAAGAUGACGCACAAGAGUCCACCGGAGGUUCAAGCCACCUGUCUUGCAAGCUGCUUCCUGUGCACGGCCAGCAUCGGGCUGCUUUUGUUGCUUGGAACGCGCCUGGGGCUCGCCAAGUAUCUUCGCGCAGUGCCUCUGAUUGUGUUAAAAGGCGCCUUGUUUGGUGUGGCGAUCUUCUUGAUUUCAAGCUGUUUGCAUGUUUCUGCGGGUCUCGCCAUACCCCUCGUGGAGACUUGGCAACACUGGAUGCCUGCAGUGCUGCUGGGUUUACUGCUCUUCGCACUGGAUGAGGCCGUACACUCACCGGUUGCCAUUGCUCUGAGUUUGCUGGCUAUUGGCAUUACUCCUUCUGCUCUUGAUGCGCUAGGUAUCUGUACGAUCGCAGAGUUGCAGCAAGCAACAUGGGUUUUCCAGAGCGCGGCAGCGGAUUCGGUUGCAGAUUCUGGAGCUUGGUACUCUCAAAUGCUGGACUUAUACAGCUCAUGCUGGCAGUACAUCCAUUGGCCGAUCCUUCUGGAGAUGAUGCCGACCAUGCUGGGCAUCGCAGCUUCCGCAUCUUUGUUAAUGUUGAUGGACCUGAAGGCCGUGGAGCUGCUGACGGAGCGAGAGUUCAGCUUGGACAAGGAGCUUCGCAGCAUCGGGUUCAGCAACCUGCUCAGUGCCGUACUUGGAGGUGGUUGGCCCUGCUACAUUCUGUGCUCCUUGAAUGUGACGUGUUAUCGCUUGGGUGGCAGGUCCAAGUUUGUGGGGACUUGCCUUUCUUUGGGCGCAGUCCUUUGCCUCUUCGUAGCUUCCAAACUUCUCUAUCGGCUUCCGCGAGUGCUGCCGGGAAGUUUAUUUAUGUGGUUGGGCUUGGUCUUUGUCAAGGAGACCAUCGUGGACAUCUGCUCCAAGCACACCCACAAAUCAGAUGUGUUCAUUGUGGGCGUGAUGGCCUUGGUUGUGAAAUUCUACGGAUUCAACAAUGCGCUUCUAGUCGGCACGCUCCUGGCCAUGAGCUUCUUCACAGUCCGCUACAGCGGUUCCCAGGUGGGGGUCCGCACUUCCGGGGAUGCGCGCUUCUACCGGGCCAUCUGCACGAGAGACUUCACUGAACACUCGGCCCUAGAGGAGUUGGGGCAUCUUAUCGAGGUUGUGCACAUCAGUGGUUUCCUCAUGUUCGCUUCCACCCCGGCUUUCACCGAUGCCGUGCGAGAACUGCUGGCUGAUUCGGCUGACGGUCCAGAAUGGAUACUGCUCAAUUGCCAGAAUCUCCAAGGAUUGGAUUAUUCCGCCGCGCUGGAGCUGGCCACUUUGGGCCGCAAGGCAGCAGAGAGCCAAAAGCGCCUGGUGAUCACCGAGCUCCAGAGCAGUGUCCAGGAGGUUUUGCAACAGGCCCGAGUGGAGUUGAAGGAGCUGCCUGGGCCAGGCAGCAGUGUUCCUUUCGGUUUGUUCUACCAGUCCCAUUACCAGAGCGCUUUGCAGCGCUGUGAAAAUGGAGUGCUGUCUCGCCUAGGCCAGCGUUUACCGAGCAAAUCCCAGCCUUUGCUUGGGUCGGAGCAGGCCUUCAUGCGUGAAGUGCUGAAGCGCUACUUCGGCGACUUCUUGCCGAAAGACGGCUUGCAGGACAAGGCUCUCGACAGAGCGAUGGGCCUUUUCGAGAAAAAGGUGUUGGAGCCGGGUACCGUGUUGUGGAAUGCCGGUGAGGAGUGCACAAAGUGUGCUUGCGUGGUGGAGGGCACGAUCCACGCCUAUGCACACCCAAGCAGGAAAAGGGCAACACCGCUGAGUCCACAAAGAAAGAUCUUAGGUGACCUAGGCAGGGAUCGGUUGGUUUGCAUCGCCGGCCCAGGGGAUUUCAUUGGCUUCCUGGCUUUUGUGAACAGUUUCCCCUACGAGCAUACCGCUUUGGUGCCUUUAACACAGGGCGAGGACAGCGAGGAGCCCGAGUCCACGAGCAUUCUUGUGCUGGAGAAAAGCAGAUAUGAAGAGCUCUUGCUGACGGAUCCACCUCUUGGCCAAGCUUUGGUGCGAGGUUUCCUGAGACAGAUUAGCUAUGAAUGGAGCAGAAACCGUGACACCAAGUCGCUGACGACCCCGCAGCAAGAGUUUUCGCGGCUGGUCGGCCUGGCUCAGGACCUACAAGUGGAUCUUGUAGUGCUAGGUGGAGAUAUCGUGAACUUUCCGUCCAACCAAAGCGUCGCUUGGGUGCUCGAGCAGCUGCGGACCGCAGGCACGAGCUUUGUCUACACGUCGGGAAAUCACGAUUGGCUUUUGGAGGGCCAGCAAGGAGCCUCUAGUUACGAUGCUGCCCGAAUACCGGAGCUGGCGUCAACUCUCAGGCCGUUCUACGAGCAGAGCCUUUCAAACGGAGGGUCAUGCUAUAUGUCUCUGGGCGACUGGAGUCGGCCCGGUGCAGGUAUCCUGUACGGUUGCACAAUGGUGAAGGGACUAUUGUUGCUUUUCAUCGACAACUCCAACUACCAAGUGGACGAUGACCAGCUGGAAUUCACUCGCCUACAAGUUGAAAGCGUGAGCAAAGACACUCCCAUCGUCAUUUUGUUGCACAUCCCGUUGAAGCUUCCUGGCGCGACAUUGGCAGCAAAAGAGCUUUGUGGUCAUGCGCAAUGGGGUGCUGCGACUGACACAUUGUGGCAAGUGGAGGGCAGGCCAAGAUGGCCGGCUGGCAACUUGCAAAGCACUCUUGACUUCAGGGACUUGCUGCAGGCGAAGGCUGCCCCAACAGGUCCCGUGGUAGCUGUUCUUUCAGGGCAUACUCACGAGGACGCGGUCGUUUCCCUUAACCCGCCUGUGGAUGCCUGUGAACCGUCGGGUCGAUCCUGGACGGUGCGCUCAGAGGGCGGACGCGAGAAGGCGCAGGAGGGCGCCGGAGCACUCCAGUACACCACCCACACCGCUGCAGAAGGGGCCUACCGGGUCCUCACCAUCUAUUGA
Molecule: messenger RNA, 2985 nt
Organism: Symbiodinium sp. CCMP2592
Lineage: Eukaryota; Dinophyceae; Suessiales; Symbiodiniaceae
Source: the annotation of a GenBank genome assembly